Oryza sativa Japonica Group (Japanese rice) is the source of this 1311-nucleotide messenger RNA. RefSeq names its product beta-1,3-galactosyltransferase pvg3. The record is from RefSeq and is a predicted model, not a curated record. Lineage: Eukaryota; Viridiplantae; Streptophyta; Magnoliopsida; Poales; Poaceae. Gene Ontology annotation, cellular component: Golgi membrane. Gene Ontology annotation, molecular function: hexosyltransferase activity.
AGGGCAUGGCUGACCUUGAACUAGACCUUCGAACACUGCCUUCUUAUAUUAAGCCAUUUUAAGUGCAGUGAAGAGCUUAGCAUCGCAAGGUAAUUAGCCGUAAUUUGCAGGAUUGAUUGGGCGAUUAUGAUGGCCAUGAAGAAGUCGUUUUCUCUACUGUUUUUCCUACCUUUCCUUCUCCUCGCCAUCAUCUACUUCGUUAUCUUCCCCAACGAAUUCAGGCUCCAAUCCUCGCUCGCGGCGUGCGGCGACAGCGCGCCGGCGACGGCGGCCGACGCGGUGGCGAAGGCGGCCCCGGACAUCCGCGUGCUCCUCGGCGUGCUCACCCGCGCCGACAAGUACGAGCGGCGCGCGCUGGUCCGCCUCGCCUACGCGCUCCAGCCGGCGCCCGCCCGCGCCGUGGUCCACGUCCGGUUCGUCGUGUGCAACCUCACCGCCGAGGAGGACGCGGCGCUGGUGGGGCUGGAGAUCGCCGCGUACGGCGACAUCAUCGUGCUCGACUGCACGGAGAACAUGGACAACGGCAAGACGUACACCUACUUCUCGGCCGUCCCGCGGCUGUUCGCCGGCGAGCCCUACGACUACGUCGGCAAGACGGACGACGACACCUACUACCGCCUGGGCGCGCUCGCCGACGCGCUCCGGGACAAGCCGCGGCGCGACGCGUACUACGGGUUCCUGACGCCGUGCCACGCCGACCCGAGGACGCAGUACAUGUCCGGCAUGGGGUACGUCGUGUCGUGGGACGUGGCGGCGUGGGUGGCGGCGACGCCGGAGCUCCAGAACGACCUGAAGGGGCCGGAGGACAAGCUGUUCGGCCGUUGGCUGCGGUGGGGUGGCAGGGGGAGGAACGUGUUCGGCGCGGAGCCGCGGAUGUACGACUACCUCGACGGCGGGAUGCGGCACGGGCCGACGUGCUUCCGCCACCUGCUCCAGGCGGACACGGUCGCCGUCCACAAGCUCAAGGACAACCUGAAAUGGGCGCGAACGCUCAACUUCUUCAACGCCACCGAGGGCCACAAGGCUUCCCCGCUGUUCCAUGUGGACCACUAAGACUUGUGAUUCUUUCAAAUUCAUUUCUUUUUGUUAGGCAACGAAUUUUCACAGAUUUAAUUACUAACUUGUUCAGCUCUCCAAGAGCAAGUUCAAUGGUAGCAACUGCCUAUAACUAUUGCCACAUCAUUUACAGCUAAAUUUAUUAGCCUAAUACAAUAAUUUGCUGUAUAUACAUAGAGAUGAAGAAAGUCUCGUAUACAUAUUUAGGGUAAUUUUAUUAGUCUUGAUAAAAUAUCGGAAGAUAUCACAUUUUCU